GCCGGUCGCUCGCCCCAGGCCCCGCUCCAGCGCUCCGGCCCCGCGCCCUCGGCGGGCGGCGCAGAGCGCGGGAGCUGUUGGGGCCGGGCAUGCCGGGAGCCCCUGGAGCCGCCGCCGCCGCCCCCGCGUCCGCCGCCACCGCGUCCGCCGCCGGUGCGCGCCGCUGACGCGCGGAGAUGAAAUUCCCGGGCUCCGUGCUGGCGUCCGUGUUCCUGUUCGUGGCCGAGACGACGGCGGCGCUCUACCUGAGCAGCACCUACCGCUCGGGCGGGGACGGCAUGUGGCAGGCGCUGACGCUGCUCUUCUCGCUGCUGCCCUGCGCGCUCGUGCAGCUCACGCUCCUCUUCGUGCACCGCGACUUCAGCCGCGACCGGCCGCUCGUCCUGCUGCUGCACCUGCUGCAGCUCGGGCCCCUCUUCAGGUGUUUUGAAGUCUUCUGCAUCUAUUGUCAGUCAAGCCAUGUCGAAGAGCCAUAUGUCAGCAUCACCAAGAAGCGACAGAUGCCAAAAAAUGGUCUCUCAGAGGAGAUUGAGAAGGAAGUGGGCCAGGCAGAGGGCAAGCUAUUCACCCACCGAUCUGCGUUCAGCCGGGCAUCAGUGAUCCAGGCUUUCCUGGGCUCAGCCCCACAGCUGACCCUGCAGCUGUACAUAAGCACACUGCAGCAGAACGUCACUGUCGGAAGAUGUCUAUUCAUGGUCCUCUCCCUCUUGUCCAUUGUGUACGGAGCCUUGCGCUGCAACAUCCUAGCCAUCAAGAUCAAAUAUGAUGAAUAUGAUGUCAAAGUGAAGCCUCUGGCCUAUGUCUGUAUCUUCCUCUGGAGGAGCUUUGAGAUUGCCACUCGUGUCAUCGUCCUGGUCCUCUUCACCUCCGUCCUGAAGGCCUGGGUGGUGAUAGACAUACUCAUCAACUUCCUCAGCUUCUUCUGCUACCCCUGGAUCCUCUUCUGGUGCAGUGGCUCCCCUUUCCCCGAGAACAUCGAGAAGGCCCUCAGUCGGGUGGGCACCACCAUCGUGCUGGGCUUCCUCACCUUACUCUAUGCCGGGAUCAACAUGUUCUGCUGGUCAGCUGUGCAGCUGAAAAUCAACAACCCUGACCUCAUCAGCAAGUCCCAGAACUGGUACCAGCUGCUGGCAUACUACAUGCUGAGAUUCAUUGAGAACGCCUUCCUCCUCCUCAUGUGGUAUCUUUACAAGACUGACAUCUACAUGUAUGUGUGCGCGCCUCUGUUGAUCCUGCAGUUGCUCAUCGGGUACUGCACGGCCAUUCUCUUCAUGAUGGUGUUCUAUCAGUUCUUCCACCCUUGCAAAAAGCUCUUUUCGUCUAGCGUGUCUGAAAGCUUUCAGGAGUGGCUAAAGUGUGCUUGCUGUGACUGCAGGCGGCAGAAAUCCUGUGAGUCUGUCGAAAAGACAGAUCUGAGGUUUCCCGCAGACAGAGAGGAAACACCUUCUAGCAGUAAAAUAAGUUCCAUGCCCAGCCAGAUCUUGAACACCGAUGAGCUCUGUUCUGCGUAAUGGGACCCAAGUCUCUUGGGGCACAGACAUAUUGUUUUCUGGGUUGUACCCUGUUCUUCAUACAUGUGAUGGGCCCUGCGCAGUUAACAAAGCAGGAAGUUAGCUCUCAACUCCUUGUGAGUUGCUCCCCUUUAGAGAGCUCUUGGGCAGGCAUGUGGGAACCAUGGAGAGAAGCCAGGGAAAGCCCUGCGUGUUGGACGGGCAGCCUAAGGCACCACCAUUCACAGUUGACCAUGUUCUCCCAGGCGUUACUGGCUUUUUCACUGACACAGUACUCAUGAUAUCUGAGUUGAGCUAGUUAGAUCCAUCGGGUAGAAUGAGGGCAGGGGCUUUCUUGUUUCCUAGUUUUCUGGACUGCUGGUCUGGGUAGCCUAAUGUUUUAUUAUCCCUGAGCAUAGUUUUCACCCAAGAGCUGUCUGAUGACUAGAGAUGGUUACUGGGGUUUUGCCACCAGCCAGAUCAUUCCUGUCAGAGUUUUCAGAGAGAGCUGUUAAAGUUUGGUUUUUGAAUAGACAGAUGAUCCAUUGUCAUCCCUAUGGCUCUUUCUGCAUAACCAACUGUCACAGCCUUGGCCUGCUAUCUCUAAUUGAUUCAAAAGUCUGGACUUAGAGACUUCAUUCUCAAGGAUCCAUGGUUGCAAAAUUGGAUUCUAAAUUAGCUUGUGGACUUCCUCGAAUUUUAGGAAAGUUGUGUUCCUUCAGUAUGUUGAAGAACUUCUGGAUCAAGAGGGUUGUUAAAACAGCAUGAUUUAGGCAUUUGUAAGCUGAAUUCUUACCUUCUUGUGGUGGUUAAAGAUGUGAAUCUGCUAGAAGGUAGGCUUAAACCUCUUCAAGUUUCAGUCCUGACAGUUCUGAGAGAUUUCUAGGAGAAUUAACUUGGAUUUGCCUUCUUAAGAUAGAAGAAAAUAAAACUAAUAGUCUUUACUCCACCUCUUCCUUGCCUGUCAGGACAGUUUUAGAGAAGAGUUACUUUGGUUAACUUAACUUUUUCUAGAAAGCUCCACAGAAAUUUCUCACCUAGCACAGGUAUAUAGGGCAUUUUAAUUUUCAUUAUUUGAAGGAAAAAGGUUUCCCCCCCUCAGUUAGAUACUGACUUCCAGAAACUUUUAAAUUUUAGAAAGAGAUGCCGUGACCAGAAGAUUUUUAUCUUUAACUGAAUGCAUUUUAAUUUGGCAUGAUUAUGAGUUAAUUUGAACAAGAUCUCCAAUUUUCUCCUAGAAUCUCUUAUCUUCAGUAUAAUUUCUCUUUUAAUCUGAAACCCUAUUUCUUUCAUGAAAAAAUUGUGUAGCAUAUCCUCAGUUGUCUUGGAAAAAUGCCUGGAUCUGGUACCAUUAUUUCUACCAUAAAAACCUUGAUAAUGAAGUACCUGGGAGCAGGUGACCUGUCAUUGAUGAGGCUGGACACUGCAGGUGGAUCAGGGUUGACAGUCUUAGGACCCCUAAGGGUUGAACUUUCUGACCCAUCCCGUUUCUAACUGUCAGGGUUAAAAUGGUGAGUUUGAGCAGAAGUUGUGGUCAGAAUUAGAUAGGGACGGAGAGACUGGUACUUCCCCCGCCGUGGUUUAGAAGCCCGUCUCAAGAACCAUUACAAAAUCUGAGCCUUCAAAUACAUUUAAGAUCAUUUUAAUGUAGAAUAUAGGUACACAUCUUGAAUGGCCCCAAACCAGACUAAUACUGAUGGCCUGUCUGACUCCCAAAGCCCAAUUAUAAGCCACAUUUAUAAGGAUAAAGAGGUUUGGUAACCAAACUGGACAUUUUGUCGCCUUUAACUCUUGAUAUGCAGAGACCCCCACUUUGGGGCCAUAUAUGUCCAGUAACUUUGGGGGAGAGAAAGCACUGCUCUUUUUCUUCAUGGUGAAAAUUUAAGUCAUAGUGAACUGAGAACUUUUGUUUUAAAAUUAUUUAUAUUAUACCUCUGAAAUGGCAAAAUUAUACUUCAGACUGCGGAACUGGCUUGCCAUAAAGGCAAACAAACCAGCAAAUUUCCUCAUAUCUUGAGAGCUGAAACAUGUUUUUCAGUUAUAAUUCCAAUUUUUAAAACUCUCAGUGCUUUGUCUAAUUAAUUACAUGUCAUAACUUGUCAUGUCAGACACUCCAACUGAAUCACUAUCAUUUGGCUGGUUGGAGGCAAAGUAUUUCCUUGAAAUAUAUUGAAAUAAGAUCAUCAGAUAUGUUUAGACUUUCUCCAUAACUGGAGACAGGACAGUAUAGAGGUCAGCAAUUCCCUGUCCAACCCUACAAGUUACUUAAUUGCUCUGUGCCUCAGUUUCUUCCACCAAAUUUGCAUGAUGUACUUGCCCGGCCUACCUCACAAAGUUGUCAGGAAGAUCACAUUAAAUAAUAGGUGUGAAAAUGGUUUGAGAAUAUUUUUAAAGUGCCAUGCAUGUUUAAGGAAUUGUUAUUAUAGUUAUUCAAGCCCAUAAACAGGUUAUUGUUCUAUUUUUACUGUUAGAAAAGAAACAAGUAGCAUCAUUCACAUGAGUGUCUUGAGUGAAUACGUCGGCCUUUGGUCUUAAGGAAGGGCAAGCGUAAAUGGUCUUUACUCUCAGAGAGAACUCAGCAGCCGCCCUUUCUCUUACCAUCAGUUGCUUAUAAAAAUUAGCACCCAAACAUAUGUUACUUGGAGGAAAAAGACCCACUGGAAUCUGAGAAAUUGCUUUUGAUAGCAAAUGAGUUUAUCAUUUUUGUAUCUGUCAUCGUUCAUAAAGGACAUAGCAUCUUUUGUUAAUUUUGGUUUACAGUUUGAAUGCCUGAUCUUGCUAGACUUUAACUGAAUGUGGGUAUAAUCUUUUCAGCCUUGUAAAUGGGAAAAUAAAAAUUAAAAUUGGUUGUCAAAUACAGCAUUUCCUUGGAAACCACGUUAGAACAUGAGUGCUGUGAUUAUGAGUGUGUGUGUCAGUACUUCUCAGCCAGCACAUUGUGGAUGUGAGCUUCUGCAGGCUGCUUCUCUGCAGCCAUUCACUCUAAUAAAUAUUGUGUAUGUUUCUUCAUAUAAUAAAUUAAUUUUUCGUUUUCUCCUUUUUCAUUCCUUA
Messenger RNA from Vicugna pacos (alpaca), 4541 nucleotides. It is a transcript of the gene XK, whose product is annotated as X-linked Kx blood group antigen, Kell and VPS13A binding protein. The record is from RefSeq and is a predicted model, not a curated record. NCBI's taxonomy places the organism in Eukaryota, Metazoa, Chordata, Mammalia, Artiodactyla, Camelidae. Gene Ontology annotation, cellular component: membrane.